AGAAAGCGAAGUAUGAAUGUAAAAGUGAAGAAGUGAAAGGCCAUUGGAAGAAACAUCCUAGAGCAAUUUUUUUCCUGGCUAGAGUAUAAAAGCUAUUAAUCUGUUGUUUCCAAAAACAUUAAUCGGUUCCUCGUAAAAUGAAAAAUAACACUGAAAUAUAUUGUGAAAAUAGCACUGCUUAUAGUAAGAUAAUAAUGUUAUAUAAAUGCAAUGAUGACAUUAAAAGAAAUAAAUUUACUUUCACAUGAAUAGCUUGUUUUAUCUUACAUAAAUAUUCGAAUAAAAUGUUAAAAGUACGGAAAAGAACUGUCAAAUAAUUAUGAUGUGAUUUGGUUACAGCUAUCAUGAAUCUAAAAUAAAUUUGAAAUUUCUACAGCUUAGAAGAACAAAAAUGAUUAGAAAUAGAAUAAAUAUAAAAUAAUAUUUAUUCAAAGAUUAAGAUAUCUUUUUUUUUGGGCAAAAAAGAUUAAGAUAUCUUAAGUUUGUAAAUUUUUUUUUUUUAAGUAGACAAAACAGUUCAAGAUUCGGCACCAUCGGAAAGAAAGAGAAAAACACAAACAUGGUGGACUCUAGCCUCUUAGGCAAUGGUGGUGGUGGAGACAUAGGGGCGAAACCGUCAUUUUCAAAAAGCGAGAGCCCCUAGACUUUGCUGUAGUAGUGUAGUACGUCUGCUAAAAGUCACCAACGGAACCAGCGAAACAUAUUUCGAAACUGGGCCCUCGUAGUUUCCAUUUAUUCCAAAUUCACACCCCUUUCUUCUUUAAUCUCACUAUUUAACCAUCUCUUUCCUUUCAUUUUCUUUCUUUUCUCUCUCUCACUAUCCGUUGAACUCAAACGGCUCUCUCUCUCUGUCUCUUUCUCUCUCUUUCCGUCGACAAUUUUCUCGGGAAAACUUUUCUUCCCACGCGAGAAUCUCAGUGUCAAUAACAUGAGGUGUACUCGAUUCCUCCGGUUAUGAAUCCUACCCACAACAACCCAGUCGCAGCUUCAGCACUAGCUCCGCCGCAGCCUCACCGUCCUUCCACCUCCUGCGAUCGUCACCCGGAGGAGCGUUUCACCGGAUUCUGCCCUUCUUGCCUCUUCGAGCGCCUCUCCGUUCUAGACAUCAACGCCGUCGCGUCUUCCUCCAGAAAACCGCCGUCGUCGUCCUCCGCCGCAGCUCUCAAAGCAAUCUUCAAGCCGUCUUCUUCUUCCUCCUCCUUCUUCCCGGAACUUCGGAGGACGAAAUCGUUCUCGGCGAGAAAGAACGAAGCUUUAUUCUCCUUGGGCGCGUUUGAGCCGCAGAGGAGGUCGUGCGAUGUUAGAGUAAGGAACACUCUCUGGUCUCUGUUCAACGAAGACGCCGAGCAUAUAAAGGAGGGAGCUUUAACGGUAAAGGAGGGAACUUUAACGGUUAAUCGCGAGAUUGGGCUCGAAACUAGAAAGCCCAAGUCCCCUGUUUUCGAGGAGGGCAUUGAUUGCGGGAAGAAGUUAAAGGAUCAGAGAAGCGUAAUCGACGAGAUCAUCGAAGAAGAAGAGGAAACAGAGGAGAAGGAGCACAUGGAGUUGAAUCCUCAGACGACGACGGCGAAGAAACCCACCAGGAGUUUCUGGUCGGCGGCGUCGGUUUUGAGCAAGAAGCUACAGAAAUGGAGACAAAAGCAGAAGCUUAAGAAGCAUAGCGGCGGCGCAUUACCGGUGGAGAAGUCAGCUGUGAGGCAGCUCAGAGACACUCAGUCCGAAGUAGCAGACUACGGCUACGGGCGGAGAUCAUGCGACACGGAUCCGAGAUUCUCAAUCGAUGCCGGAAGAUUCUCUCUUGACGCCGGUAGGGUUUCGGUGGACGACCCUCGUUACUCUUUUGACGAGCCGCGCGCUUCUUUUGACGGGUAUAUGAUCGGGAGAGCGACGGCGGCGGCUCCGCCGCGAAUGCCGUCCAUGUUAUCCGUCGUGGAGGAUUCUCCGGUUAGUAAUCUUGUUCCGGUGGAAGAGCCACCACCACCACCGCGAACGCCACCAGAGAGUGUUGUCCCUGGUGGAUCUGAACAGACCCGAGAGUACUACAACGACUCGUCUUCACGACGGAGGAAGAGUCUCGACCGUUCUAGCUCAACAAGAAAGAUAUCAGCUUCAAUCAUCUCUGAGAUCGAUGAACUGAAACUGUCUGGUUCCAACACUAAAGUGUCUCCUCCUCGAGAAAGAGAGGUAAAGGACUCGGCUUUACGUUCCCAUUCGCGUUCACAUUCGAGUUCAGUGAGGGGAGAUUGCUCCGUUGAGAACUUGGAGAUAGGGACUGUGGAGUCCAGCAAGAAAGGGACGAAGAAGUCUAAGAGAUGGAGUUGGAACAUAUUUGGGAUGCUUCACAGAAAAAAUGAGAAGAGAUUCGAAGAAGGGAGAAGCAGUGUGGAUAGAACGUUCUCAGGGUCGUGGAAUGUAGAAGCUAGAAAUGGGUUUGAUCCGAAGAUGAUGAGGAGCAAUAGUAGCGUGAGUUGGAGAAGUUCCACUCCCGGAGGUGGAGGGUUUCACCGGAACAGUGUUGAUGGAUACGUUAGUGGUAAGAAGAAGGUUAGUAGCAGUAGUAGUAGUAUUGGGAGGAAGGUUGAGAAUGGUGUGCUGAAGUUUAACUUGACGCCUAGUAAAGGAAGGCGAACAGGAAGCAUGGAUUCGACGAGCCGGCCGGUUCCGCCUGCUCAUCCGCUGGCUAGAAAUUUCAUGAAUUUUUACUGACCAAAUUGUUAUGAAACUCGAAAUCUUUUUCUUUAGAUGUAGUUGAAAUAAGUGUGGUGGUGAAUGAAGUUGUAUUGAGUGAGAAUGUUCAGUCUGAUUCUUGUGUUAGGAUUUGGUUGUUCAGUUUUAGAAUUUCUUUGGUAUACAUAACCUUUAGUUGAUUA
This is a messenger RNA of Brassica napus (rape), 2870 nucleotides long. RefSeq names its product protein OCTOPUS. The coding region runs from base 955 to 2706 and encodes 583 amino acids. Gene Ontology annotation, cellular component: plasma membrane. The transcript has a single exon. Lineage: Eukaryota; Viridiplantae; Streptophyta; Magnoliopsida; Brassicales; Brassicaceae. The record is from RefSeq and is a predicted model, not a curated record.